CCAUUCAUAAAAUAGCCAUUUUCCCAGGCAGCGGCUUUGCAGCACCGCGGCGGAGCGGGGGCAGCGGAGCCGCUGUCAGAGCCGCGCUCGCAGCUCCGCGCUCUCAGCCCCGGUCCCGGCGGGCUCCGCUCGCGGCGCAGAGAUGCUCCUGGCCGGGCUCCCUCGGGACACCUAAGAGCAUAUUUCUCACCAGUGCCCAGGCUGCUUUAUCAAUGGAGCCCCGGAUUCCGCACAACAUCACUGUCGUCCCCAACUCUGUGAUGGUCCAGCCCCUGCUGGACAGCCGGAUCCCCUACGGGAGGCUGCAGCACCCGCUCACCAUCCUGCCCAUCGACCAGAUGAAGACAACCCACAUAGAGAACGACUACACUGACAACCCCACUGCUCCCCCCCCAGCAGCCCCCAAGCGGCCCCGGGGUCCCCACGAAGCGGCCCCGAGCCAGGCGCUGCGCUGCGAGCAGGACGUCACCCACCCCUGGAUCUCGUUCAACGGGCGCCCCAGCUCCAUCAGCAGCAGCAGCAGCACCUCAUCCGACCAAAGGCUCUUGGACCACAUGGCCCCCGCGCCCGUGGCUGAGCAGUCCUCACCCAGGGCGGUGCGCAUCCAGCCCAAAGCGAUCCACUGCAAACCCCUGGACCUGAAGGAACCGGUGUCUCAGGAACUGGACAAGCACUUUCUGCUGUGCGAAGCCUGUGGGAAAUGCAAGUGUAAGGAGUGCGCCCUGCCCCGGACUCUGCCGUCAUGCUGGGUGUGCAACCAGGCGUGCCUCUGCUCGGCUCAGAGCCUGGUCAACUACUCCACCUGCAUGUGUCUGGUCAAGGGCGUCUUCUACCACUGCACCAACGAGGACGACGAAGGCACGUGUGCCGACCACCCCUGCUCCUGCUCCCAGUCCAACUGCUGCGCCCGCUGGGCCUUCAUGAGCGCCGUGUCGCUGGUGCUGCCCUGCCUGCUCUGCUACCUGCCCGCCACCGGCUGCGUCAAGCUGUCCCAGUGCUGCUACGACCGCCUGCGCCGGCCCGGGUGCAGGUGCAAGAACACAAACAGUGUCAUGUGUAAGGCAUUGCCCGAGAGCAAAGCCAGCAGGGCUGAGAAGCCCUUUUGAUAGUUUGGGAAGGCGGGAGGGGGGAGGAUGCUCCCCAUGGGGCAGAGUUGGGUUUUUUCGUAACCUGUGUUCUGAGUAUAACACGAGCCUUUCACCUCCAGAGAAAGCAGAAGCAACUAUUUCUACAAAUAGAAGCACUUGGGGUCAGUCAGGGUUUUGGAACUGGUCAGCAUUUAACUUCAUAGGGCCAAAGGAGGAAUCUGAAUCACUCAGAGCAAAGUCUGCAAACCCACAUACAACGUGAUACACAGCACGACACGCAGCUACUCACCAUGCCCACUGCAAGGACCCGCAGCUACUCACCCACCAGAGCACCGGCACACACAGCAUCCACCGCUGCUUGCAGAACACUGCCCUUGGCUGACAGCCAGCACAGGGUUCUUGUUUUCUCCCCUCCCAAGCCCCAGUCACUCCCUGUUGCAGGUGGAGGCAGUGCUCCCACCCCUCCCUGCCCACCUGCUCCAUUAUCAGGGCCACCUGUGCGCAGCAAACCCUUCCCUCAAGCUUUCUGCCUCCCUCAGAGGGUCUGAACCAGAAGUAGACACACAGCACAGUGCUCUGUUGUGUGCCCACCUGCUUGUGUUGCUUUGGAGCAGAACAGGGGGACAUGUCCGGGACAUGUCCUGACAUCGCACUGCUCUGCCCCAAUCUGUAGCACCAGGUUUCAUCCCACUGAAUGCUGAUUUUACACCAACAGCACACACCUGCCCUAAAAGGUUCAAAUCCCAUUUCCCUGCCAUGUGCUUGCUUCCAGGUGCUGGAGCAAAAGCAGUGUUAACCCAGUCCGUGAAGUUCACAUAUUGUGUAUUUGUUUCUCUAAAAUCCUCAACCCACAAAGUCUGAAGUGCAGGAUACAUGUAGGUGUAUUUGUAUAAGGCCAUCACCCAGUACCUCCUCUCCUGGGGCAAGCUCUUUGCUCGUUAGAUAUUCAUUUUUUUUCAUCCUGGGGGAGGAUGGCACUUGCGUGCAUCACGUCCCAUUCCCCCAUUUCUAUUGCUGCUGUUCAGCUUUUACAUCCCCUGUACAAAAGCAGAGAAUGCUUCUAACAUUUAUUUUAGCAUAAACAAAUGCUUGGGAAAGCCAGGGAGGGACAGGAGCACCUGUAAAGGAUUUGCCUGUGGUGUUCAGUGAGAGAAGCGCUCGCACUGGGGGGCUGUGCUCCCUGGAGCAGUGGUAACCCCAUUGCUCUGGCAGCUGCGAGGUGCUGACUAACCACAUUUCCCCAAGCACGCAAUGCUGUCCUAAGCGGGUAGGUACUAGUUGCAUGCUGAAAACGGAUCCAGUCUAUCUUUUCUCUUUAUUU
This is a messenger RNA of Numida meleagris (helmeted guineafowl), 2409 nucleotides long. RefSeq names its product sprouty RTK signaling antagonist 4 (gene SPRY4). The transcript has 2 exons. NCBI's taxonomy places the organism in Eukaryota, Metazoa, Chordata, Aves, Galliformes, Numididae. The record is from RefSeq and is a predicted model, not a curated record. Gene Ontology annotation, biological process: negative regulation of fibroblast growth factor receptor signaling pathway; negative regulation of MAP kinase activity; animal organ development. Bases 213 to 1106 code for a protein of 297 amino acids. Gene Ontology annotation, cellular component: membrane; cytosol.